Molecule: messenger RNA, 669 nt
Organism: Danaus chrysippus (African queen)
Lineage: Eukaryota; Metazoa; Arthropoda; Insecta; Lepidoptera; Nymphalidae
Source: the annotation of a GenBank genome assembly
AUGGCAAUCGGAGACGUUAAAUCUGCACAAGGUCUCAAUGAAUUGAACCAAUAUUUGGCAGAAAGGAGCUACAUAUCUGGAUAUGUGCCCUCUCAAGCCGAUGUUCAAGUUUUCGAGGAAGUAGGCAAGGCGCCGGCCGCUAGCCUGCCCCACGCCCUCCGUUGGUACAACCACAUCGCCUCAUAUUCUUCAGCAGAGCGUAAGGCCUGGGCUGAUGGAGUGAGCCCUCUCAGCGCCGGUGCUAAGCCCACAGCACCCGCAGCCGCCAAGAAAGAUGAUGAUGACGAUGACAUCGAUCUCUUCGGCUCCGGUGAUGAAGAAGAGGACGCAGAGGCAGCAAGAGUUCGUGAGGAACGUCUGAAGGCGUAUGCUGACAAAAAAUCAAAGAAACCCACCCUUAUUGCUAAGUCAUCUAUAAUCCUUGAUGUCAAACCAUGGGAUGAUGAAACUGACAUGGCUGAAAUGGAAAAACAAGUCAGAACCAUUGAAAUGGAUGGUCUCUUAUGGGGAGCCUCCAAACUGGUACCAGUUGGCUACGGUAUCAAUAAACUACAAAUCAUGUGCGUCAUUGAAGAUGACAAGGUUUCUGUUGACCUUCUAACAGAGAAAAUCCAAGAAUUUGAAGAUUUCGUCCAGUCUGUAGACAUUGCUGCCUUCAAUAAAAUCUAA